AGAAGUAGACUUAUAGAGAGGUAGCAUCUCAACAGUAAAAUGCCCAUAAAUAAAACAAUACUCUUACGUAGGGUGACAUUUCCCUCUUUUUUUCAGUUCACUUAAAAAUUUGAAACAAAUGUUUGGUUGAAAGGGAGGAAAUAGCACACUGCAAUCCACAGCACCAACCUCCUGGAGUAUUGGCUAUGGCAGGAUAUGAAACUUUCUCUGGGUAAACAUUUGCUCAGGUCUCAGCAGCCAGCACCUUUCAACAAACUCCUGUGAAAGGCUCAAUGGAGAAAAAAUAAAACAAGCAGGCAGCUCUCCUGCCAGACUCCAGCCUGCCAGCGACCAGGCGUCUCCUUGUUGUUUCUCUAAGUUUCAAAAAAAUACGCAGGCUCAUCAUGACUACACAUCAUGUUCUCGCCCUCAUUCUUGUGGUUACAACAGGUACUUGCAGGGCUGCCUAUGCUGACUUUGAUUAUGGAGGGAUGCCCGUCCAGAUCAACCGGCUAUUAGGAGAGCCCAGUGUGUUGACUCUACGGGGUAGGGUGGACUCCAGCUGGUAUCGUGUUCUAAAUAGGCAGGGCUGCCCUCUUGAGUGCGACUGUCCCAUACAAUGGCCGUCUGCAAUGUUCUGUGACAACAGAGGCUUGUUUUAUGUCCCCACAUCCUUUUCUCCAAAGUCACAGUACCUUUUCCUGCAGGGAAACAGCAUUACAGCCUUGCCGAAGAGCAUGUUUGAAAACACCACACUUGUCCGUUGGCUCAUUUUGGACCAUAAUGUUUUGACCAGCUCCCAGAUCGACAACGCCUCCCUGAAGGGGCUGCACCACCUAGAGAACCUCUUCAUGAACUACAACAACUUAACAGAGAUUCCAUCCUCUCUGCCCAGCGGUCUGAAACAGCUUAGGCUGGCCUACAACAGAAUUAACAAGAUUGGACCGGGGGUGUUGGACAACCUGAAAAACCUCACAUUGUUGCUUCUCCACAGGAACCAGCUGAAGGUCAUUGGCGAGGCAGAUUUUAAAGGCUUGCAGUCUCUCAUUCUUCUUGAUCUCAGCCAUAACUCCCUGACUGAGUUUCCUACUUAUUUACCACCAUCCAUCCAGCAGCUGUAUCUGUCCAACAACUCACUGACAGCUCUCCCUGGCAAUUGCCUCAUAAACUUCAAGAACCUACAAUAUCUUCGCCUCAGCCACAACAAGCUGACCAAUGACGGGCUGCCCAGCACCGUCUUCAACACGUCUGCCAUUGUGGAGAUGGAUCUGUCCUACAACCAGCUAACCUCCAUCCCCAUGGUCCACGAGAGCCUGCAGUAUCUAUUCCUGGAGGCCAAUAUCAUUGAAGCGUUCAACACAAGCAGCUUCUGCCGGACAGUGGGACCAGUCAACUUCUCCAAGAUGAAGCUCCUCCGCCUGGAUGGGAACAGACUUUCAUACAGCCAACUGCCCUCUGACUGGGUGCUGUGCCUCCGGGUAUUGAGAGACAUCUACAUCUAGUACCUCCUUAGUUCAUCUCCAGUAAAGUGGUUGCUUCUUCUUUCUUUGAAUUUUUUGCUGUGUCCCUGGCAGCCAUGUGUUAUUUUGCUGUAAUACUGUAUUUGUGUUCAAACCCACUUUCAAUUACUGCAAUAGUAAUUCCAAAAACUAUCCAUUUAUCCAUUGGCUGAAUUUAUUUCAACAUGGAGUCAUAGAAAGGUGAAGCCUAUCCCUGCAGCUUCAGGUAUAAGGCAGGAGCUAGGCCUGGAUGGCAUGCCAGUCUACUUCAGGGCACCUUCAUGGACAACAACACAAUAACUCAAAUUUAGGCCAAUGUUUCUGUAAAUUUAGCCCACAGAAACUUCCACAAUGCUGGGAUUAGACACCGUCUUCAUCAUCUGAUGCACACCACAUGAGUUAUAAGAUGUGCUUUUGGAUGGGAAAGGUUAGAUUAGAAGCGGCCGGUGUCUUCUCUUCAUUCUACUAUUGACAAUUUGGAAGUGAUUAGAGUGAACAAAAGCCCCUGUUUAUUGGAUGUCUGGGUGGCUUCUGCAUGCUCUCCCUGAAGGUGUGUGGCUUCCCUCCAAAAGACAGUGGGACUGGGAGUGAGUCCUGACUGCCAUCAUCAACUUCUGCCCCAAGUGACCCCAACCAGGAGGACAAGUGACAUGCAGAUGGCCUUUUUACAACAAGGCUUUUUUUCUCAUCUGUAGCCUGCUUUAGCUCUCUGGUAUUUUUCUGUGUAAAUGGUUUACAGAGAUCUGACCUUUGGACCUGUGAGUAGGUGAAAGCAGAAAAACUCUGCUUCAGAAUAAAGUGUCCAGCAGUCUCAGUGCCUGUUGAAAAUAAAGCCAAAGGGGUACCCACCAGAUGUCCUUCUGUACCUCAUUGAGAACAGCUGUGCUGCCGUGUAAGGGUUUCCAGGUUACACGCCACACGUAUUCUUAACAAUUCACAAGCCCGCCUUCAUCUCCUAGUGGGCAACAGCAGCUGGGCUUUUAAAGAAGAGUAAGACCUGGAAUGUUCUCCGAUUAAAUAGCUGGAAAAUGACUUCCAGAGUUUAAAGUCUUUCUUCUCAGAUCCUGUGUCUGCAAUCAUGGCUGCCGUCUUCUCUCUAAGCAACUAGAAACGUAAUAACGGCAAAUCUGUGACAUGUUCAAAGGUUGCAAGCAUUUCGAACAAAAGAAUCAAAAAACUAAUUCUUCCCAGCUGCUUGAUAAAAAAAAAGCUCAGGAGGCAAAAAAGUAAAUGCUUUUAAUCGGCAGUGUUACACAGGAUAAAAGAAAAUCAAUCACUGUUAGACUUUAGCCUUAUGAAUCAUUUUUACAAGCAGUUAGCUCAUGAUUGAGAGAGAAAAAUAUUUGGAUCUUGCAAGUGACGUAGUGCCAUCUCCUCCUGUUCCUUCCAACAGCAAAUAGUUAAUUUGACUGUGGGUAUGUGAACAAAUACAAUUGUAUUUCUCCAAUGUGUAUGGUUCCUUUUAAAUAAAGAAAAAAAAAUUUC
This is a messenger RNA of Polypterus senegalus (gray bichir), 2963 nucleotides long. RefSeq lists its product as uncharacterized. Bases 384 to 1481 code for a protein of 365 amino acids. Lineage: Eukaryota; Metazoa; Chordata; Cladistia; Polypteriformes; Polypteridae. The transcript is spliced from 4 exons. Gene Ontology annotation, molecular function: protein binding. The record is from RefSeq and is a predicted model, not a curated record.